UUUUUUUUUCGAGGGCUGGGUAAAACCGAACAGGUCCACAGAAUUUAGAAAAGCAAUGAUCGAGACAGCAAUGGAAGUUAUUCUAGGAGGAGUAUAGUAGUCGGAAGUAGUAGUGGGAGAGAGAGGGAUAACGAGGGAGAGAGAGAGAGAGGGGGAGGGAGAAAGAAGCAAGAACCUUAGUAUAUAAAAACACAGCCCUUUAAUGAUUUUUGGUUUCUUUGGGUAGCCAGGGUCCAGGGAUGAUAACUGUGUCUCUUUGUUAAUCACUUCUUCAUGCAUGCUGGGACUAGUGGUUUUUGUUUUUGAUCUCGUUUCAGCCAUCAUGGAGUUGCUGCAAACUUCAAAUGCUGAUGUGGGUCCAAAGAUUCCUGUUGAUUUCGGAUACCAAAUUGUGCAAGUAUGUUUUUACAUUUCCAAUCCUCAAGUGAAUUGCGUUGUUGAUAGAGUUCAUAGCUUUUUCCCAUGAGUUAUUUUUGAAGGUUUUGGAAUCCGAUGAUUGUUUUCUCGUAAGUGUUUGAUUCAUUACUCUUCAAUUCUUUCAUUGUUUUGGGGCUGGGGAUACAUUUUUUCAUAUUCUUUUGUUGUUUAUUAAUUCCAUACACUCACAUUUGUCAUAUAGGAUCACUUGACAUUUUAGAGAAACCUUUUCAUUUUGAUUUUUUUUUUUUAUCUGUUAUCAUUCAUCGGAUUCCUAUUCUUUUUAAUUGAUUCUUUAAAAGAAAUUCUCACACUCACAUUAGUCUGUCUCUCUUGAUCUCCGUUUUUAAAUGUACACACACAAAGUUUUCAUCUGAACACAGUAUCUGUAUACUCAAUAAACCAUUUGUUUCAUAGUUCAAAAUUUUUUUAUAGAGUCAAAGAGAGAUAGGGAGAGAAAAAGAAGAAAAUAGGGUGGGUGAAUCGCACAAAAAUAUCAGACAAAAGAAAUUGGAAGGCUGUAGAGGAUGUUGGCCGGGUGUUCUAGUUCUACACUGCUGUCACCUAGGCAUAGAUUAAGGAGUGAGUCACCUGCACAGUUUCAAGCUUGCCAUUUCCAGUUACCUUCAAUGAGCACGCAGAGAUUGGACUUGCCAUGUACCUUCUCUCGCAAAGAAUCCUCGCGGUCACAGCCUAUUAGGCCUGUUGGUGUUGGUCUCUCUGUUGAUAAGUCACUUGAAUCCAAGGCCAGCAGUUGCUCUCUCCAACAGAAUAUCAGGCUCCCCCCUUUAGCAACAAGCACUCAAUCAGUGAAAGAUGAGUUUUGGGAGAAGGGUAAGAGCUUGAAGAGGUUUGCAGAGCAGGUUUCAGUUGAUGAGUCUUGCGCUAACAGGGCUAAGAGAAAAAGGGGUAGCAAUGAUAAUGGUAAGUCAGGUGAUGUUCUUGAAGGUGGAGAUACUUUGACUCUAGGUCAGUGGGAAAGUGGCAAUUUUUGGUUUCAAUCAGGAUUUGAGGUACCCAGAAGCCUAAACCCUCCACAAGCUCAUUUCACUUUGACAUGUUCAGGAGAUGAGGAGAGGGUCUGUUUUGUGCCUGGUGAGGUGAUUUCGCCACCUUUGCCAUUGUCAAACAAUCCAUGGUUGGACUCUGUUGUAACCGAGAUCACUGACCUCGGCGAGAAAGAUGGAGAGAGUAGCCAAAGACCAGUAAAAGAAGCCUCGGGUUCAAGUGCAUCGUCAGAUAGUCAUAGCUUGGGCCUUAGGCUAAGCGAGAAUGUUGUGGUGCACGAAGUGGGUAAUGGCUCCAGGAAUCCUCAUCCACAAGAAGGCACCGCUGUGGAAGCUGCAGAGGAGAAUCACCAGGAGUAUGCAUUUGAGCUGAUCAGCUUGCUUACAGCAUGUGUUGAAGCAAUUGGGUCCAAAAAUAUGGCGGUGAUCAACCAUUGUAUGGCUAAAUUGGGGGAUCUUGCUUCUCCAAAAGGAACUGCUUUUAGACGGCUUAGUGCUUACUAUACUGAGGCUUUAGCUCUUAGAGUUACAAGGCUUUGGCCACAUAUAUUUCACAUCACUACCCCGCGGGAGUUUGAUCGAGUUGAUGAGGAUUCUGGAGCUGCAUUGAGGCUUUUGAAUCAAGUGAGUCCCAUCCCCAAGUUUAUUCAUUUCACAGCAAAUGAGAUAUUGUUGAGAGCUUUUGAGGGGAAGGAUAGGGUUCACAUUAUAGACUUUGACAUAAAGCAAGGACUUCAAUGGCCUAGUUUGUUUCAAAGCCUGGCCUCUAGGACUAAUCCUCCUAGCCAUGUUAGAAUCACAGGCAUAGGCGAGUCCAAGCAAGAACUGAAUGAGACAGGUGAUAGGCUUGCCGGAUUUGCUGAGGCAUUGAACCUGCCUUUCGAGUUCCAUCCUGUUGUGGAUAGGUUGGAAGACGUGAGGCUUUGGAUGCUCCAUGUGAAGGAAGGGGAGUGCGUGGCUAUAAAUUGUAUUUUCCAGAUGCACAAGACACUUUAUGAUGGAAAUGGAGGAGCAUUAAGGGAUUUCUUGGGACUUAUUCGAAGCACAAAUCCUACAGUAGUCCUUAUGGCAGAGCAAGAAGCAGAACAUAAUGCCCCUAAUUUGGAAGCAAGAGUGUGCAAUUCUUUGAAGUACUACUCUGCAAUAUUUGACUCAAUCGAUUCUAGCCUUCGGUUAGAAAGCCCGGUUAGAAUCAAAAUAGAGGAGAUGUUUGCACGGGAGAUUAGGAAUAUAAUUGCUUGUGAAGGAAGUGAUAGGCUUGAAAGGCAUGAAAGUUUUGAGAAGUGGAGAAAGUUGAUGGAGCAAGGUGGAUUCCGGUGCAUGGGAAUUAGUGAGAGGGAAGUGCUUCAAAGCCAAAUGUUGUUGAAGAUGUACUCUUGUGAGGAUUAUAGGGUUAAACAAGAGCAAGAUAGAGCAGCACUUACUCUAUGUUGGUUAGAUCAGCCUCUCUAUACAGUGUCUGCAUGGGUGCCUCUAGAUGUUGCGGGAAGCUCAUCCUCUUUUUCUCAGCCAAGUUGAUUGCUGGAGGUUUCUUUUUCUUAAUACAUACCAUCAAAUUUCAUUCCAUUCUUGCACACAGAAAGGGACAAUAAAUUCUUUGUAGGUAGAAAAAGCUGUCAUCAUUCUUUCAUUCUUUUGUAGUUUCAUACUUGUUUCAGUUCAUUGCAGGGCAGAUUUCUAGGUUUCGGUCCAUAGAAUUUGGAUUCAGUUUUAUGUUUAUUAUUCUUUGAUUCUUUAUUAUUGAUGAAAUUCUUUGUUGUACUGUCAUUACAUUGUUCAUUAUAUUUGUUGGAAAAGUUUAAAAGUUUAUGAAC
Molecule: messenger RNA, 3238 nt
Organism: Hevea brasiliensis (rubber tree)
Lineage: Eukaryota; Viridiplantae; Streptophyta; Magnoliopsida; Malpighiales; Euphorbiaceae
Product: scarecrow-like protein 28
Exons: 1
Coding region: 945-2942 (665 amino acids)
Biological process (GO): regulation of DNA-templated transcription
Cellular component (GO): nucleus
Molecular function (GO): DNA-binding transcription factor activity; sequence-specific DNA binding
Source: RefSeq, a predicted model, not a curated record